This is a messenger RNA of Dentiscutata heterogama, 333 nucleotides long. The record is from the annotation of a GenBank genome assembly. NCBI's taxonomy places the organism in Eukaryota, Fungi, Glomeromycota, Glomeromycetes, Diversisporales, Gigasporaceae.
AUGACUUUUAAACAAAAAUAUCCCAGUUACAAAAAACUUGCGUCUUAUUUGAAGCGAGAUAAAAAAUCUUUUUUGGGCUUCCUACUUUGCUAUCAAGACACAAUUGUUGCCACCACUUCAGCUACUUCUCGCAGACAGGAUCUUGAAUAUACCUGGAUUAGGGUAACUUCUAGUGGUCUUCGGCAAGCUAGGAGAAUUACCAGGUAUAACAAGUUAGUAACUACUCCAGGUUCUCUAUUUGGGCACUAUAACUUUGUCAUUGAUAAAGAUCUGCUGAUUUUGGAAAAAGAAUCAAUUAUGUGUCUUCUUUUGGGCAUGCCUUUUAUUAUCUGA